AAGAGGCCCCAAGAGAGAGGUCAGGUAUGCUCUGAGGUAGGUGCUGUGGUUUUUGGUGAGAAGCCUUGGUGGUUCAGAGUCAUGAGGGAGUGCAUUUCCAUCCACAUUGGCCAGGCUGGUGUCCAGAUGGGCAAUUCCUGUUGGGAACUGUAUUGCCUGGAGCAUGGGAUCCAGCCAGAUGGCACCAUCUCCUCCAUGGCAUCCUCAGGGCAAACAGACUCUUCCUUUGGGACCUUCUUCAGUGAGACAAGCUCAGGGAAGCAUGUGCCCAGAGCGAUAUUUGUUGACUUGGAGCCCACUGUCAUUGAUGAGAUCAGGACCGGGACCUACCGCACACUCUUCCACCCAGAGCAACUCAUCAGUGGCAAAGAAGAUGCUGCCAACAACUAUGCUCGGGGCCACUACACCACUGGGAAGGAGAUCAUAGACCCGGUUGUUGACAGAGCUCGUAAAAUGGCUGACCAGUGCAGCGGCCUCCAAGGGUUCCUGGUCUUCCACAGCUUUGGGGGAGGCACAGGCUCGGGGUUCACCUCCCUCCUCAUGGAGCGGCUCUCUGUAGAGUACAGCAAGAAGUCCAAGCUGGAGUUCUCCGUCUACCCGGCUCCACAGGUCUCCACAGCAGUGGUGGAGCCCUACAAUUCCAUCCUCACCACCCACACCACCCUGGAGCACUCGGACUGCUCCUUCAUGGUGGACAACGAGGCCAUCUAUGACAUCUGCAACCGAAACCUUGACAUCGAGCGGCCCACCUACACCAACCUCAACAGGCUCAUUGGGCAAAUCGUCUCCUCCGUUACCGCCUCUUUGAGAUUUAAUGGAGCCUUGAAUGUCGACUUGACUGAAUUCCAGACUAACCUGGUGCCCUACCCACGGAUACACUUCCCUCUCACCACCUAUGCUCCCAUCAUCUCGGUGGAGAAAGCCUACCAUGAGCAGCUGUCGGUGCCGGAGAUCACCAAUGCCUGCUUUGAGUUCUCCAACCAGAUGGUGAAAUGUGACCCACGGCAUGGCAAGUACAUGGCGUGCUGCCUGCUGUACCGUGGUGAUGUGGUGCCCAAGGAUGUGAACGCGGCCAUUGCGGCCAUCAAAACCCGCCGCUCCAUCCAGUUUGUGGACUGGUGCCCCACGGGCUUCAAGGUGGGCAUCAACUAUCAGCCCCCAACGGUGGUGCCCGGGGGGGACCUGGCCAAGGUGCAGCGGGCUGUGUGCAUGCUGAGCAACACCACGGCCAUUGCCGAGGCCUGGGCACGCCUGGACCACAAGUUUGACCUGAUGUACGCCAAGCGAGCCUUUGUGCACUGGUAUGUGGGUGAAGGCAUGGAGGAGGGGGAGUUUUCGGAGGCCAGGGAGGACCUGGCUGCCCUGGAGAAGGAUUAUGAGGAGGUUGGACGGGACUCAGCAGAUGGGGGAGAAUUUGAGGAAUAACUCUACCUAUGGGAAAGCAGCUUGGGUUGCAGAUAGCUUUUGUAUUUUUGUCUUCUAUGGAAGGAGCUGGAAGGGAGUUAGGGGCUGGAUUUGAGGAAAUGUGACAGGGAAACCCAACAGACUGGCCAAAAGCUGCUCUUUGUUAUGCAUGAAUUUGUUUGAAUAAAUGGUGACCAGCAAAAAAAAAAAUCUCUUAUUGAUGUACCACAAAAUUUUGCUCACUGUUGGAUGGGGGAGGCUCUGGUGCCUUGGCUUCUGCAGCCCUACCCAUGGGGCUUUUGCACUUGUAGGUGCUGGAGUGGGUUUGCCAACUGCUCUUCUAAAGUGAACCUUGAGAUGGUGACCCCACUUGGGCUCUGCUUUCUCUGUGUUCCAAAAUGCAGCUGGCUCUGUUUUUCCAGGCUGCUAUCCUCUCUGAGGUGCAGCAGGAUCUGGGAUCAGGUUUCUCUAGUCCCCCCCACAACCUCGCACAGCCCUGCUAAAGCAAUCCAUGUCUGGCUGCCAGGGCUGGGCUUGCCUGGAAGUCUAAUUGGAGCCUGGAGAUGAAAAUUCAAAUACUCCUGCUGUCUGUCAGACCUCUCUGAGGGUGUUUGACCUGUGUCUAGCUUGUUCCAGGCAUUAAAUCAAGAAGCUGGGUGAGGGUUGCCCACCUUGCACAACACAAGAAUUUCUGCAAGCACCUAAUUAGUUGGGAAAAA
Molecule: messenger RNA, 2123 nt
Organism: Numida meleagris (helmeted guineafowl)
Lineage: Eukaryota; Metazoa; Chordata; Aves; Galliformes; Numididae
Product: tubulin alpha-3 chain
Exons: 4
Coding region: 82-1425 (447 amino acids)
Biological process (GO): mitotic cell cycle; microtubule cytoskeleton organization
Cellular component (GO): microtubule; cytoplasm
Molecular function (GO): structural constituent of cytoskeleton; GTP binding
Source: RefSeq, a predicted model, not a curated record